This is a messenger RNA of Arabidopsis arenosa, 1077 nucleotides long. Lineage: Eukaryota; Viridiplantae; Streptophyta; Magnoliopsida; Brassicales; Brassicaceae. The record is from the annotation of a GenBank genome assembly.
GCCUUCUAUUCCAAAUCUUCGCCGAUCUCUCAAUCUCCGAUCAACCAUGAGCAAAGGUCCAGGACUCUUCACCGAUAUCGGCAAAAAAGCCAAAGAUCUGUUGACGAGAGACUACAAUUCCGAUCAGAAAUUCAGUAUCUCCACUUACAGUGCCUCCGGCGUGGCCCUUACGUCUACUGCUCUGAAGAAAGGAGGAGUUCAUGCUGCUGAUAUUGCCACCCAAUACAAGUACAAGAAUGCUUUGUUCGAUGUCAAAAUUGACACUGAUUCUAGUGUUUUGACAACAGUCACACUCACCGAGAUCCUCCCAUCAACAAAAGCCAUUGCCUCCUUCAAAGUCCCUGAUUACAAUUCCGCCAAGCUCGAGGUGCAAUACUUCCACGACCACGCAACAGUUACCGCUGCUGCAGCUUUGAAACAAAACCCGCUAAUUGACAUAACAGCUACUCUUGGUUCGCCAGUCAUCUCAUUUGGUGCUGAAGCUGGAUAUGACACAACCUCCAAAACUUUCACCAAGUACAAUGCCGGGAUCAGUGUGACAAAACCAGACGCUUGCCUUUCCAUAAUAUUGGGAGACAAAGGAGAUUCACUCAAAGCAUCUUACCUACAUCACUUUGAUGAAUUUAAGAGAACCGCAGCAGUUGGUGAGGUUUACAGGAAAUUCUCGACAAAUGAAAACACGAUAACGGUUGGUGGAUUGUAUGCGAUUGAUCAUUCGACUUCAGUGAAAGCUAAGCUGAACAACCAUGGCACACUUGGUGCUCUUCUCCAGCACGAGGUCCUGCCCAGAUCACUAGUGACUGUUUCCAGUGAGAUUGACACCAAGGCUUUAGAAAAGCAUCCAAGGUUUGGUCUCUCUCUUGCUCUCAAACCUUGAGAACAUACACACACUCACAUCAGACCUGCUUGACCCGAGAGUUUGCGUUUUUUUUUCCCUUUUUUUCUUCACGUUUAGUUGGAAUCAAUAAAUAGUUCCGCAGUGAAAUUGACGGAUAAUUCUUUUUUGGAUAUGUUCUGGUUUUUUGACAUUUCUUUUUUGAUUUAAGCACUAUUCUUGAAUACACUCAGUGAUUUUUU